AUGAAUAUUCUAGUAUUAAUAUAUAUUGGAAUAAGUUAUGGGGAUACGCAAGUAAAAGAGUAUGGAUAAUGUUUGGAUGAAACCUUGGCGUAAUCUCCAAUAUAGUUAAAGCCACCAUUUGGACAUAUUGGUUGAUAUGUUUAUUAAUAAAGCUAGAACUAAAAUUGGAAUUUGAGUUUUUGGAGGCUAGAGAUUUAUAAAUAAAACAUACUGGAUAUGAAUUAGUAUGUUAAGGAGCAUUUGGUUUUGUGAAGCAUAAUAAUAAAAUAUUCAAUGCUUAUCAAGUAAAAUUUAAAUCUCCAUCAGAACAUUCAUUGUCAGAAAACGAUUAUUUUUAUCCAAUAGAAAUGCAAAUAUUUUUAAUAUCAUAAUAAAAGUUUAGAAUAGGAUUUAGCGUAUUCUUUCGCUUAAAUAAAGAUCAUACAGAAAAUGGAUUAUUAGCGAAGUUUGGAUUUGGUAAAAACAUAAUAAAGGAACUUUAGCCAGGAGAUUUCUACAUAGUUCCUGAGGCUAUAGAUUUAGGAGUAUUGUUUGAAGACACAGGUAAUAAAUUGUUUAGAUGAUAUUAAUAGAUAAAUUUUUAGUAUAUUAGGGAAGUGAUACAUUUCCACCUUGUGGAUAGAUGGUAUGGUUAACUUAAUUUAAGAUAUAUGAAAUGUCUUAAAAUUAAGCAAUUGACUUUCCAGAACUCUUACUUUAUUUAGUAAGAGAAUAGAAAGAGAUGAAGAGACCAAUAUAUGCAAAUUUUGAUCCAGCAUUGUUUAUUAUAACAGAUGGCGAAAUGAAUACCAAAUAAGAUUUGAAAACUUAGAGAACAAGAAAUUAAGUUGAUAAAAAGGUAUGAGUACAAAUCCAAAUAGCUUGUUAAAGAUAAUUUUUAUAUCUAUGGAGCAAGUGAAGGCUUAGAAAUAGAUGGAUUUGUUUUUACUGCAUCAGGAUAGUCAGGAGGUAAAAUAGUAAGAACUGAAGAUUUCUUUAUUAUUAAAUUAAAACCAGAAGCAAAAGAUGUAUAAUCAGAUUUUGAAGAAAUAGAAAAUUAAUAAUAAUCAUAAUCAUAAUCAUAAUCAUAAUCAUAAUCAUAAUCAUAAUCAUAAUCAUAAUCAUAAUCAUAAUCAUAAAUAGAAAAUAAUUAAAAUGAAUAACCUAUUGAUGUUUAAGAAAAUAGUAUUCCUGAAGAUUUUGAAGAGGCUGAUUAUCAAAAUGAAAAUGAAACAAAAGAACCUCAAGAAUUAAGUGGUCAGGAUAAUACAAAUAUUGGAAGAGAAUCUGAUAGAAAAAGCAAAUUGGAUUUACAUUCCAGAAUCAAAGAAAGACAGGCAAGUAAAAGUAAAGAUUCAAUUAAUUAAUAUAAUGAAAAUAUGAUAAAAGAAAAAUAAGAAUAAUAAAAAUAAGAAUAAUAAGAAGAAGAUGAUAUUAUUACAGAAAUAGAUGAAUUUAAAAAUUGGCCAAGAUUAUGUUAAACAGGGAAAUCAUAAUCACCAAUUGUACUUGAUUUAAAAAAUCUAAUGAAACAACCUAUCAAAGAACCUAUAUUAUCAUAUUAUGUUGUACCUAAAGAACUUUAUUUAAGCAAUGAUGGAUAUUAACUUAAAUUAAUUAGUGAUCCUGGAGGUUUUGGAGCAUUAAGUUGGAAUGGUAAAAUAUACUAAGCUCUUGAAUUGAAUUUUCAUACUCCUUCAGAACAUACUAUAGGAGAAAAUUAAUUUAGAAUGAAUUGUGAAAUAUAAAUCAUGCACAAAUCUUAGGAUGGUGAUAUCUUAUAUUUGGUUCUCUUUUUACAUAAUACAUAUCCAAAUGAAACUAAUGAAUUUUUAGAAUCAAUAGGAUUACCAUCAUCUAAAAGUAUAAAUUAUAGAGCUGUUGAAAAAGGAGAACUUAUUUAAAUCAAUAAAGAUAUUAAACUUGCUGAUUUAGUAAGAGAUAUAUCUGAAUUUGUCUAUUAUUCAGGUUCUUUAACUGUUCCACCUUGUGUUGAAAAUAUUUAAUACAUUAUUAGAAGAAGUAGACUCCCAAUUUCCCUUACUUAACUUGAAAAUUUGUAGCGUUUAAUCGGAAAAAAAGAAAACUUUAGACCUGUUCAAAAUCUUAAUGGAAGAAAUAUAUACACCAAUUGA
Paramecium sonneborni is the source of this 2114-nucleotide messenger RNA. NCBI's taxonomy places the organism in Eukaryota, Ciliophora, Oligohymenophorea, Peniculida, Parameciidae. The record is from the annotation of a GenBank genome assembly.